UAUAUAUUUCUACACUUCUGCGUCCAGGCACAAAGGUGCCCUUACUUGUUACCGUGUCGCGACGCUUCCUUUACAGGCUUACGCUUUCUGUAGAACGGUUGCAAACUAAUUACACGCAUUGGCGUCUCCAACAUCAAAGAGUUGCUUUCAGAUAUCGCUAUUGGACAGCACGGCGCACUGCCAACCCUGACGCCUGACCUCUCACAACAAACGCCUUUUACAGCUGGACGCAAUUACCUUAUAGCGAAUUGCUGAGCGCUAGCCCACAGCGACCAUAGACGCGUGACACCUCGGCGUACGUUGCUUUGGGACCGAAAUGGCUGACGACGAGUGGUUGCGUUUCCAGGCGGAGCUAGCGGCUGUGGAGCAGCAAGCAGGCGACCCGGAGCCGACGCCUGCGGCCGCCUUGGCACCUCCGCCCACGCUGCCGCCACCUGCCAGGCCACCACCACCCACACGGCCUCCGCCGUCUGCAGUGGCUCAGGCACCGCCCGUGGUGACUAAGCCGCCAGCGCCAGCAUCCGCAGCCGCGCAGUUCUCAGCUCCGCCCGCCACGCUGCCGCCGCCCCCGCAGCCGCCCAUGUCUGCCGCCCCCCCGGUCAACCCGGGGGGCUACCAGCAGCCGGGCAUGUACGGCCAACCGGGUGGGUGCAGGCUGGGA
This is a messenger RNA of Astrephomene gubernaculifera, 661 nucleotides long. The record is from the annotation of a GenBank genome assembly. Lineage: Eukaryota; Viridiplantae; Chlorophyta; Chlorophyceae; Chlamydomonadales; Astrephomenaceae.